AUGGUCAUGUAGGUUCCCCCAAGCAUUGGAGUGACGCCGACUUCGCUCAGACAGCUUUCUGUGAGCAGGCUCAAAGAUCCCUCCAAGAAAUACCGCAAGUUCACGCCAUUGAACAUCCCCGACCGACAAUGGCCGUCGAAGAGCCUCGACAAGGUGCCGCGAUGGCUGGCUACCGACCUGCGCGACGGCAACCAAUCCCUCGUGGACCCCAUGGACGGCGAGCAGAAAUGGAGAUAUUUCCAGAUGCUGGUGAAGUUGGGCUACAAGGAGAUUGAGAUCGCAUUCCCGUCGUCGGGAAACACGGACUGGGACUUCACGAGGCGAUUGGUGACAACGCCCGGCGUGGUGCCGGACGACGUCUGGCUGCAGGUCUUGUCGCCGUGCAGGAAAGAGCUGAUUCGGAGGACGGUGGACAGUCUGAAGGGCGCGAAGAAGGCGAUCCUGCACCUCUACUUGGCCACGAGCCCCUGUUUCCAGCAGAUUGUCUUUGGCAUGAACAACCAGGAGUGCAAAGAUCUCGCGGUGGAGUGCACCAGGUAUGCGCGGUCGAUCACCAAGGACGACCCGAGUUCGGGCGUCGAAGAGUGGGCAUACGAGUUCUCGCCAGAGACCUUCUCCGACUCGGAUCCAGACUUUGUGGUCGAGAUCUGUGAGGCUGUCAAGGCUGCGUGGGAGCCGAGCGAGUCGAACCCGAUCAUCUUCAACUUGCCGGCCACGGUGGAGAUGGCGACGCCGAACGUGUACGCAGAUCAGAUUGAAUUCUUCUGCCGGAACAUUACGGAGCGCGAGAAGAUCUCCGUUUCUCUGCACCCUCACAACGACAGAGGAUGCGCGGUCGCCGCGGCCGAAUUGGCGCAGAUGGCUGGUGCGGACCGUGUCGAGGGCACUCUGUUCGGGAACGGUGAGAGGACGGGCAAUGUCGACCUGGUCACUCUCGGACUCAACUUGUACACACAAGGCAUUCAUCCAGGCAUCGACUUCUCCGACAUCAACAGCAUCAUUGACAUUGUCGAGAAGAGCAACAAGAUUCCCGUCCACCCGCGUGCGCCAUAUGGAGGUUCCCUGGUCACAUGUGCAUUCUCCGGCUCUCAUCAAGAUGCAAUCAAGAAGGGAUUUACCGCAAGAGAUGCCGCUCGUGCUGGACCAGAGGAUCCCUGGACCAUGCCCUAUCUGCCCCUGGACCCGCAGGAUAUCGGAAGAACCUACGAAGCGGUUAUCCGCGUCAACAGCCAGUCUGGGAAGGGCGGUGUUGCCUGGAUCAUCAAACGGACGCUGGAGCUCGAUCUGCCGCGGGGCCUGCAGGUGGCCUUCUCCAACAUUGUGCAGCGGGAGACCGACAUGCUCGGCCGCGAGAUGCUUGCGCAUGAAAUCCGGGAUCUUUUCGUGGAUGCUUACCACUUGCAAAAGAACCCACGCUUCGUCCUGGUCGACUACGACAUCACGACCGACCGGUCGGCGUCGCCCGCGCCCCCCGAAAAGGGUAAGACGGCCUCCAACAAGAAUCUGCGACGGAAGUUCAAGGGUGUCGUCGAAAUAGACGGCCACGAACACCCCAUUGAAGGCGUUGGCAACGGAGCUCUGUCAGCUCUCGCGAAUGCGUUGAAGAACCUGGGCAUUGACCUUGAUAUUGCGGACUACAAGGAGCAUGCCAUUGAGCGACAGGUCGGCAAAGGCCGCGAUACCCAGGCUGCCACGUACAUCGAGUGCACCGCCGCGGGCUCACAUCAGAAGGUCUGGGGUGUGGGCAUCCACGAAGACGUGGUGCAAUCAUCUCUCUUCGCUCUGCUGAGUGCCGCUUCAUCGGUAAGUCUCUCAUCCGCGUUGUUCCCUCCACUCGUCCGUUGUCCAUCGAUGCAUCAGCAGCAUCCCCCAUCCGCGCACGCACGGCAACCGAACGUCCAUUGUGCAUCGUCUUGGAGGCGGAUAGAGUUGGACUAAUCAUGAUUUUUGGUGGCGCAGUUCUUGUCCUCGAGACCCUCGACACCCGUCCCGCUCCGAGCCAGUCGACGGAAUACCCAGAACCUGGACGUCGGAUCGGAUGCUCCUCCUCCUCCUUCAGACCUGUCGCACGAGGGGCAGAAGCUGAACGGUGCGCCGGCGAGCCACGCGCCCGAUGCAGGUAGCCAGAUCGUGGCCAACCUCGAGGCGCAGGUCAUCAAUGGCGACAGCCAACAAAAAAAGUAG
This is a messenger RNA of Lecanosticta acicola, 2184 nucleotides long. Lineage: Eukaryota; Fungi; Ascomycota; Dothideomycetes; Mycosphaerellales; Mycosphaerellaceae. The record is from the annotation of a GenBank genome assembly.